Messenger RNA from Otolemur garnettii (small-eared galago), 993 nucleotides. RefSeq names its product free fatty acid receptor 2. The transcript has a single exon. Lineage: Eukaryota; Metazoa; Chordata; Mammalia; Primates; Galagidae. Gene Ontology annotation, molecular function: G protein-coupled receptor activity. Bases 1 to 993 code for a protein of 330 amino acids. Gene Ontology annotation, biological process: G protein-coupled receptor signaling pathway; cellular response to fatty acid. The record is from RefSeq and is a predicted model, not a curated record. Gene Ontology annotation, cellular component: plasma membrane.
AUGCUGCCCUCCUGGCUAAGCCCCUUGAUCCUCACGGCCUACAUUAUCAUCUUCCUCACUGGUCUCCCUGCCAACCUCCUGGCCCUGCGGGCCUUCGUCGGGCGCGUCCGCCAGCCCCAGCCAGCGCCUGUGCACAUCCUCCUGCUCAGCCUGACACUGGCGGACCUCCUGCUGCUGCUGCUGCUGCCCUUCAAGAUCAUUGAGGCCGCCUACAACUUCUACUGGUAUCUGCCUGACAUAGUCUGCGCCCUCACAGGUUUCGGCUUCUACAGCAGCAUCUACUGCAGCACGUGGCUCCUGGCGGGCAUCAGCGUGGAGCGCUACCUGGGAGUGGCUUUCCCUGUGCAGUACAAGCUCUCCCGCCGGCCUGUGUAUGGGAUCAUUGCUGCCCUGGUGGCCUGGAUCAUGUCCUUUGGUCACUGCAGCAUCGUGAUCAUUGUGCAGUACUUGAACUCAACCCAGCCGGUCAGAAGUGUCAACGACACUACCUGCUACGAGAACUUCACCCAGGAUCAGCUGAGCUUGGUGCUGCCCGUGCGGCUGGAGCUGUGCCUGGUGCUCUUCUUCAUCCCCAUGGCCGUCACUGUCUUCUGCUACUGGCGCUUCGUGCGGAUCAUGCUCUCUCAGCCCCACGUGGGCGCCCAGAGGAGGCGCCGGGCUGUGGGGCUGGCUAUUGUGACGCUCCUCAAUUUCCUAGUGUGUUUCGGGCCUUACAACGUGUCCCACCUGGUGGGGUUUCACAUGAAACAAAGCCCCUCAUGGCGGGCGAUAGCCGUGGUGUUCAGCUCCCUCAAUGCCAGUCUGGACCCCGUGCUUUUCUACUUCUCUUCUGCAGCAGUGCGCAGGACCUUCGGGAAAGGGCUGCAGGUGCUGCGGAGGCAGGGCUCCUCGCUGCUGGGACGCAGAGGCAAAGAGACUGCAGAGGUGACCAAUGCAGACAAGGGUGUGAGCCAGACAGACGGGGCGCCCAGUUCAGACUUCACCACGGACUAG